AUGAAGAAAACUCGUACUGAACAAUAUCAAACACAAACACAACAAAAAACAUGGGAGAGAAUGGAUUUAAUUUCCAUGGUUCCGCUUGAUAUUGAUCCAAAAAGUUCUUCUCCACCUCCAAAAUCAGCUCUGGAGCAAAAUUACAAUGUUAAAAUCAAACCAUUAUCUAAAUUUGGCAAAAUGCUAGAUUACAAUAUCAAAGCCAAUGCUCUUGAAUCUCCAGAAGCUCCACCAGAAUUUAAUCAUAAAAUUACUUCCUAUAAACCAGCAUUUAAAGUACCAGAAAGUGCAGAGCCAGAACCUGCCUCGUACAAACCUAACUUUAAUGCUGUUAAAAAAUCAAUCAUUGGUUCAAAAAUUAGAGAAAUACCAAAAGAAAACGUUAAAGAAGGAAAAACCACGCAAAACAUACUUAAUUCAUUCUCAUUAGGCUUGAGAACCUUUGAUACCACCAAAUUUACCCAUCCUGUCGCCGAACCGUUAAAUGAUAUCGAUAAAGCAAAGAUUUUCCCACCAAAAUAUACAUAUAAAUUUGAAGACCAGCCAUCAAGAAAUGAUGAUAUGUUCAAAACAAGCUUAAAUACCAAAGCUGACUUUUAUAUGGAGCCAGCUCAGCCUCCUAAAGGAAUAGAGUUCGGAAAACAAGUUGGACGCAAACAUUUUGUUAAAGCUGACGAAGGAAGAGAUUACUCAGAUCUUGCUGUUCCUCAAUUAGAUAAAUUAAAAGAAAAAGCAAUCGGAAACUUAAGUAUGAGUCACCAGUUAUCUAGAAAUUAUGUUCCACCCAAAAAUGAACGUGUUGCCUUCUUGGACUCCCUUUCUAAAGAACAGAAACAAAUGCUUGAGAGAAUUCAACCGAAAAGGUCUAGAUCCAAGGUUUUACUUCCUCCUAAGGAGACAUUUUCUCUCCAGGCAUCCAGACCAGAAGUUCUUCCUCCAAGACCUUACUCAGAGUCAAAGUUCCCAAUUGACCCUCUGAAGAGCUUGAAAUACAUAUGGCCAAAGACUCCUUCGAUAAGGAUUCCGAACUCUCCAAGAGAAGUCAAAGAUUUCUGGAAAGCUGGAAAAAAAUAA
This is a messenger RNA of Trichomonas vaginalis G3, 1074 nucleotides long. RefSeq lists its product as uncharacterized. The coding region runs from base 1 to 1074 and encodes 357 amino acids. Lineage: Eukaryota; Parabasalia; Trichomonadida; Trichomonadidae. The transcript has a single exon. The record is from RefSeq and is a predicted model, not a curated record.